Messenger RNA from Brettanomyces nanus, 1638 nucleotides. RefSeq lists its product as uncharacterized. The record is from RefSeq and is a predicted model, not a curated record. Gene Ontology annotation, molecular function: transmembrane transporter activity. The coding region runs from base 1 to 1638 and encodes 545 amino acids. Lineage: Eukaryota; Fungi; Ascomycota; Pichiomycetes; Pichiales; Pichiaceae. The transcript is spliced from 2 exons. Gene Ontology annotation, cellular component: membrane. Gene Ontology annotation, biological process: transmembrane transport.
AUGAGUCUGUCUGAAGGAAUUAAGUCAACACAAUCUGUUGUGUCUGUUGACGAGGUUCCAGUGAAAUCCAUAAUCUCUGGAAGUAACUGCAAGAUCCUGGUCGACCAUCUAGUUGAUAAAGACGAAACUGUUGUCUUGGCUCUUGGUUACAAGCAAGAAUUUAAAAGAGACUUCUCUUUAUGGACCACAUUCGGGGUGGCAUUCUCCGUUUUGGGUUUGCUACCUUCUAUCGCCUCCACUUUGUUCUAUUCCUUAGCCGUUGCAGGUAAUGCAGGUAUUACUUGGGGAUUUCUUCUAGGUGUUAUAGGAAUUGUUCCUGUUGCUUUAAAUCUUGCAGAAAUUGCUAGUGCUUAUCCUGUUGCUGGUGGAAUUUACUACGCUACCGCUAUGCUUUCUCCUCCAAAAUAUAAGGCUAUUUUGUCUUGGAUAGCCGGCUGGUCGAAUUAUUUCUAUCAAGUGACUGGUGCGCCGUCUGUUGGUUAUGGCUGUGCUUCAAUGAUUCUAGCCUUAGCAGCUGUGGCUAAUCCCCACUACCAAUAUCAAACAUGGCAUUGCUACCUUCUUACUGUUGCUAUCACCUUUGUCUGUUCUAUCAUCGCUUCGCUUCCUACAAAAUGGAUAGCAUAUAUUAAUAUGGGCUCCUCGAUAUUGAAUAUCGGUUUUCUAUUUAUCUCUUGGAUAUUUAUGCUUUGCGGCAAUAACAGAGAAGAUAAUCUUACAGAUUGGCCAGAUGGAAUGGCCGUUUUACUUUCAUUCAUGGCAGUCCUCUGGACUUUGUGCGGCUUUGAUUCUCCUUUCCAUAUUGCUGAAGAGUGCUCAAACGCUCAAGUGGCAACUCCUAGGGCUGUUGUCAUGACAGCAACUAUUGGUGGUGGCUUGGGAUUUGUUUUCCAGCUUGCAAUCGCUUACACCAUUGUCGAUAUAGAUAAUGCUGUUAACGAUGAGUUGGGACAACCUUAUAUUGCAUACUUGAAUCAAAUUAUGAGUAAGCCUAGAGUUUUAGCCAUCGGUUCUUUUGCUGCUAUCUUGGCCUUUUCCAUGACUUUCUCUUGUAUGAUUGCCGCUUCCAGAGUGCUAUUCUCCUAUUCAAGAGAUAACUGUUUCCCAUUAUCGAGAUAUUGGUGCAAAGUGAACAAGUAUACAAAGACACCAGUCAAUGCUGUAUGGGCUAACUGGGUCAUUGGUGUUCUUCUUCUUCUUUUGAUGUUUGGAGGAGUCGCUAUCGAUGCAAUUUUCUCAGUCGGUUCCAUUGCUCCUUUCAUCUCUUUUUGUAUACCUAUAUUGCUUCGUAUUACCUACGCCAGACACACUUUCAAGCCGGGUCCAUGGAAUUUGGGAAGAUGGACAUAUCUUUCUGGUUACAUUGGCUGUUUAUUCGUUCUUCUCAUGAUUCCAAUUUCCGUUUUCCCUGACUAUAAGGGAGCAGAUAACACGAUGGAUAUGAUGAAUUGGACAUGCGUGGUUUACUAUGGCUCAAUGCUGCUUGCAAUUGCCUGGUACUAUGCUUAUGCUCAUAAGACAUAUAAAGGACCCAAGAGUAACAUUACUGGUGAUAUAAUUAUUGGCAAUGAUGUCGAUGAGAUUGUGGAAAAAGUUAGUAUGAAUAAGGAUUUUGAGGCUGAAAAGAAGAUAAAAUGA